This is a messenger RNA of Anolis carolinensis (green anole), 8437 nucleotides long. It is a transcript of the gene sec16b, whose product is annotated as SEC16 homolog B, endoplasmic reticulum export factor. Gene Ontology annotation, biological process: Golgi organization; autophagy; COPII vesicle coat assembly. The coding region runs from base 1058 to 4033 and encodes 991 amino acids. The record is from RefSeq and is a predicted model, not a curated record. Lineage: Eukaryota; Metazoa; Chordata; Lepidosauria; Squamata; Anolidae. The transcript has 26 exons. Gene Ontology annotation, cellular component: endoplasmic reticulum exit site; ER to Golgi transport vesicle membrane.
UUAAUGCACAAUUAGACAGGAAAUAACACAUUCAAACCAGCAACAGACUUUUUUUCAUUACAUAGCGUUAUUACUGUGAUAAAAAUGACAACCUCCUCACAUGUACACUCUUUCAUAGGGGAAAGCAGGCCAUUGGCUCUGGGGCAAAAAGUAGUUUGAACUCUUUGGAGAUAUUUAAAGAUAUGAUUGAGUGGGACGGGAUGGGACACAAUGCAAUUCAUGAUAUAAGUUGUUUUCCUGGAAGCCAAGCCCUUUGAAGAGCAGCUUAGGGAACUGGGUAUGUUUAGCUUGGGAAAAUAAGGCUGAGAGGGGACAUGAAAGCCAUGUGUAAAUAUUCGAAAGGACAACUCUUUGAGAAGGACACGGAGCAAUAGAUUCAAAUUGUAGGAGGGGAAAAGAUUCCACCUAAACAUUGAGAAGAAUUUCCUGGUGGUAAGAGCUGUUUGGCAGUGGGAUAUAUUGCCUCGGAGUAUGGUGGAGUCUUCUUUUUUGGAAUUUUUAAUGUAGAUGGUUAUUUAUUGGGAGUGCUUUGAUUGUGUGUUCCUGCAUGGCAGGAGGUUGAACUGGGUGACCCUUGUGGUCUCUUCCAACUUCAUGAUUCUAUUAUACUUUUCCAUUUAAAAAAAAACCCUUUAUCCUAGGUUUCAUGUAUUUUUAACAUACACGAAUACUUUAUUCAGUUUUUUAAAGGAGGGAAGCAGUGUGUGUGUGUGUGUGUGGUUCAGGGCUCUCCCUCCUGUUUAUAAACAGCUACGGGCAAUUUUAUUCCCAGGCAGGUAGGCAGGCAGGCAGCCCUUUGCCCUGCUCAGUCAAUGUUACGCCAUGGGUUGGGACUUUGGCACAGGAGAAAAAAAAAAGGGAUUGCUGACCUCAGGGAGCAGAGAAGCAGCCAGGCAUCAACUGAUGUGGCAGGUGGACUUUGACAGCUGCCUCGGGGGAAAUGUCUUGAGCUGAGCCCAAAGUGAGAAAGAAGCUGGUGGUCUCAUUUUAAACAGGAAACGGGAACAAAUCUGACACUGAGUAAAAAUAAAGGAAAACAGCCUACAACCAAAUCCAAAUGGAGCCUUGGGUUCCACCACCAAAACAACCCUGGCUACGUGGGAGCCACCCAGCCUGGACUGAGGGCUAUAGGAGGAGCCCAUGGCCUGCUCCUCCUUAUUCCAGGCACAACACUGAAUGGACGUAUCACCAUGAACCCUGGGCAGGACCCCAGCCAGAUGCUCAGGCACAACACCACCCAUCCACAUAUCAUCCAGCAUUUAUGAGACCAAAUUCUUGGGCACCCUACUAUGAAAGCAGCUAUGCCAGCUGGUCACAUUCAAGGCAAGGUUACGAGAAUCUGAAUCAAGGCAUGGUGGGAGAUUAUGCAUACAGAAGUGGCCAAAGAUACUCCCCAACACAGUAUGGUGAAAGAGGUAUUUUGCGGGACCCAAGAAGGAGAGAGGCUUGGGGCAAAGAAGGACAUUCCUGGAACCUGAGUUAUUCUGGAUAUAACCGCCAGGAAGAAGGCAGUAUCUUUGUAGGACAUAAUGAUUCCAAACUGACACGAUCUGAGCAGCGUGCUUCCUCUGAAGAAAGUUAUAGUUCAAAGAAAAAUGACUCCUAUGCGAUCAAUUACAAUUCUUCUUUGCAACCAGGCCAGAUUCAGAAUGAUUUCCAAGGAAACUUUAUGGAGAAUGCCAGGAGUGCAGCACAACAGCCUUCAUUUGCCGAAGAGCCAAGCCUCCUCCAGCAGUAUAAGGACUCAGGACUCAGCUCCAGUAUGUACGAACUUAGCCAGUACAUCAGUGAUUCCUCCAACCACUGUGAAGCAUCCCUUUCCAAGGACUGGAGUCUGGUUCAAGGAGCAGGAGACUCAGUAGCUGCUCUGCACUCCGUGGCCCCCCAGAAGUUUUCCCUCCCCCAUGUUCCUGUGUGCUUUGGAGCUGGGGGUCAACUUGUCCAAGGAUGCCCGAAUGAUCCAGCAGAGGGGCAGCCUGCCCUUGUGGAAAUACACAGCCUGGAGGUCAUCCUACAUGACUCGGCUGAGCAAGAGGCAAUGAGAGCCUUUCCAGGACCUCUGAUCAGGGAGGAUCUGCACAAGGUGGAUGUGAUGACCUUUUGCCAACGCAGAGCAGCUCUUGGCUGUGACCUGGCAUCCAACCGUGGCAGAGAUUCUGCCUUGCUUUGGAAACUCCUUCUCCUUCUUUGCCGACAGAAUGGCUCUAUGGUAGGAUCAGAUAUAGCUGAACUGCUGAUACAAGACUGCAAGAACCGGGAAAGAUACAAAAGACAAGACCCAGUGGCUAAUCUGAUCAGCCUAACGGAUGAAGGGUGGCCAGUGCAGGGCUGCGGGACCACAGAUCUUCUCACAGGAGAGGUUGUCUCAAGUGCUGGCACACCACAGCAAAAAGUGGAAAAGUUCACUCAACUCCUCUUCUAUGGCAGAAAGAAAGAAGCUCUGGACUGGGCCACGAGAAACCAGCUGUGGGGCCAUGCUCUCUUUCUGUCAAGUAAGAUGGACCUGAGGACCUACAGUUUGGUUCUGAGCAGGUUCACUAGCACGCUGGCCUUCAAUGAUCCUCUGCAGACACUUUUCCAGCUCAUGUCUGGAAGGAUACCCCAAGCAUCUCAGUGCUGUGGGGAUGGGAAAUGGGGUGACUGGAGACUCCAUCUGGCUGUUAUCCUCUCCAACCAAGUGGGAGACAAGGAGUUGAAUUCCAGAGCCAUCAUCAACAUGGGAGAUACAUUGGCUGGCAAAGGGUUCAUUGAAGCUGCUCACUGCUGCUAUCUGAUGGCAGAUGUUCCUUUUGGCCACUUUGGAGUUAAAACAGACCGCAUGGUGUUGCUGGGCAGUAGCCAGAGCCAGCAAUUCUCCCACUUUGCAAGGACAGAGUGCAUCCAGAGGACUGAGAUCUUUGAGUUCUGCCAGUUGCUGCGGCACUCGCAAGCUUUCAUCCCCUCUUUCCAGGUAUAUAAAUUCAUGUAUGCUUCUCAGCUAGUGGACUAUGGCCUCACUGCCCAGGCCUUACAUUACUGUGAAGGGGUUGGAAUGGCACUCCUUGCCCAGAACCAGAACAAAUACCUUGUCCUGAUGGAACAAGUCAUCAAGCUGGCAGAACGACUUAAACUUUCUGAUCCACGGCUCCUCGAGAGGCCUGAACAAGAGGUGACUUUGGAACCAGGUUGGCUUGUGGAGCUUCGAAACCGACACCAGCAGUGGGAGGACAAAGGAGAUGUCCUCGGUUCUACAUCCACACAGUCGGCAUUUCCUGGGAUCAGUGGGCCAAUAUCAGGUUUGGCACCAAAUCAAGGAUGUGUGGCAGAGCUAGAGCACAAUGUGCCUUCUCCCCUAUCACCAAGUGUCUCAGCUCAGUGCCAUGAUCCAGGUGUGGACCAGGAACUAUAUCUCCAUCCUAGAUCUGGAUAUCCAUUAAAUCCAACAAAUGCUGGUCUGAAGAUACACCUACCUGGCAGGAGCCAAGACUCUAUUCCAUCACUAGGAGGAGCUCCAGAUGAACUCUCCUCAUGUUUACACCAGCCAGCAGGAGUCACUGUGGAAUCCUCUGGACCAUAUCAUUUCUCGGGUCACCAGAAGAACUUUUUGGAGUAUCAUCAGAAAACUGCUCGGAUCCGAUCUGCCUCUGAGAGCUCCACUAUAUCCAUAACUGAGGAUACCCCACAAUCCCCAAAAGAAGAUAUAGGAGAAGGAGUCACAUCGGAGAAGCCAGCAUUGGAAGAGGCAGAGCAAGAUGAAGCCAAGGAAUCUGGUUUUGGCUGGUUCAGUUGGUUCCGAUCCAAGCCAAAUAAGGAUGCCGAACCUUCUAAGAAAGUACCAGCUUCCCUGUUAAACUCUACUGUUCCUGUUUCCCAGGAGAAAGGAACUCCACCACCUUCCCUUCCUCCUACAGACGAGAUGCGCUCUUCAUCUUUUCCUCCUCGUUUUCCUCCUCUACCUCACACAGAUGGAAACCCUUUUUCCAAAGGCUCUUUGGGAACAAGAAACCGGCUAAGCUAUAGCAGCAGAGAAGGAACAAUUUCUUCAGAUGCCUGAGACCAGACUAGCUUUCUCACAUCCCCAAGAAGAGGACCACUUCACACUUCAUUCCCACUAAGGUCACCAUACCAGCAGCAACUGGCACUGGAUGCCAAGAAUAACAGACUUCUCAAUGACAUUGCCGCAUCUCAUCAAACUCUUUCAAGACAGACCAGAGGUCACUCCUUCCUUAAACUUCUCUAGCUAUAGGAUAACAACAAAAGUUUAGAAGGAAAAACAAAAGUGCUUCUUCACUACUACUACAACAAACUACAAAACUAAAUCAGAACACAACCACAAACAAAACACACACGUAUAUAGACAGUAGACACACACACAAGCUAUACUAACAUGAACGAGAAGACAGUUCUACGAACCUCAUACUUUCUGUCUUGUGGACAGCUCUCACAUUCCUUUGGGUCAUGCAUCUCAUGUGCACUAUAAGUCCCACAAUUCAGUAAGUACUGUUAGCAAUGGUGGAUGGGGCUGAUAUGACGCAAAUGACCAAAGAAUCUCUGACCUGGGUUCCUGUGAGUUUUCCGGCCUGUAUGCCCAUGUUUCAGAGGCAUUUUCUCCUGCGGUUUCACCCACAUGUAUGGCUGAUGUAUUUGCUGAUGUAUUUAUUGUUAUGUUUAGAAUGCAUUUUAUAUUGUUUGUAUUAUGUUGUAUUUUGUUCGGCUUAGUGAGCUGCCCCAAGUCCUCUCGGGGUGAUGGAAGUGGGAUACAAAAAUAAAGUUGUUGUUGUUGUUGUUGUUGUUGUUGUUGUUAUUAUUAUUAUUAUAUUGCAUGUAUCCUCAAGGGUUGUGAGAUCUGUUAGAAACUAAGCAAGUGGGGUUUAUAUAUCUCUGGAAUUUCCAAUGUGGGAGGAAGAAAUCUUGUCUGUUUGAGGGAACUGUGAAUGUUGCAAUUGGCCACCUUGAUUAUCACUGAAUAGCCUUGCAGCUUCAAAGCAUGGCAGCUUUCUGCCUGUGGGAAUCCUUUGUUAGAAGGUGUUAGGUGGCCCUGAUUGUUUCCUGUCUGGGAUUCCCUGUUUUUUGAGCAUCUCUCUUUAUUUACUGUCCUGAUCCUCGAGUUUUUUAAAUACUGGAAGCCAGAUUUGUUGAUUUUCAUAGUUUCUCUAACGUGUUCUCAGAUCUGGUCCUCAAAGAGAUGGCAAACCCUUACCCUUGUUUAAUAGAUUUCUAUCCCAGAUUUCUUCCCAAAACAUGACUCUUAGGGGGCUAAAAAUGGCAAAUGAAACAAAUACUAUUGAAACAUCAAGCAAAUUCCAGUUUAAAAUAAUAUUAAUAAUAAUAAUAAUAAUAACAACAACAACAACAACAACAAUAACAACUUUAUUUUUGUAGGGACUCGGGAUGGCUCACAUGGGGACAAAUCCAAUCAACAUAGAUUAAAACAUAGAUCAGUAAAAAUUAAGACAUUAUAGCCACAUAAAACAAUAGAAAACAACAUCAACAGCAAUUUAGAAUCUGAACAGUAAUAAUUACUGGAAAUCCAAAGGAUAGGAAUUUGUGCAUAGAACUCUGGGUACAGUUUGUUGGAUGGUGUAAGGGCAAUCAUAAAUAGGGUGGAAGAGCAGUAUCAAUAAAAACACUAAAUUCUAUAGGAGAAGGAACAGUGAUAAAGUGCAGUAACUGGUACUGAGUUAUAAUUGGGGGCCAAGUAUUUAGUGAGAGUACUUAAUCAAAGGCAUGCCGGAACAUCCACAUUUUUAGGUCUUUACGGAAAGUGGACAGGGUGAGUGCCAGUCUAAUCUUCCUGGGGAAAGAGUUCCAGAGCCGGGGGGCCACCAUCGAGAAGACCCUCUCUCCCAUCCCCACCAGCCACGCUUGAGACGGAGGUGGAAGCGAGAGAAGGGCCUCUUGUCUGAGAUCCUACUCCCUUUCAGUUACAGUAGAUUUUUUUUUUCGUGUCAGGAGCAACCGGAGUUGUUUCUGGAGUGAGAGAAUUGGCCGUCUGCAAGGACGUUGCCCAGGGGACACCCGGAUGUUUUUGAUAUUUUACCAUCCUUGUGGGAGGCUUCUCUCAUGUCCCCGUAUGGAGCUGGAGCUGAUAGAGGGAGCUCAUCCGCGCUCUCCCCGGGUGGGAUUCGAACCUGGCAGCCUUCAGGUCAGCAACCCAACCUUCAGGUCACAAGGCUUUUAUCCCCUAGGCCACCGGAGGCUCAGUUACAGUAGAUGAGGGGCAAUGAACAUAUGAUUCUCCUUGUUUGUUGGACUCUAGUUCCCACAUGCUCUGGCAUGUCCAGGAAUGGUGAAGGUUGUAGUCCAACAUCUGGAUGCAGCAAAUUUCAAUAACUUGUACAGUGAUACUGAGGAGGCAUUUCAUGAAUAGAGUCUGAUAUUAUAGAACAACUCAUUGUAAAAUGGGGUUCUUUUUUGGGGGGGGGGGGGAGGUAGUGAUUUAAAUGAAAUGAUAACCCAAAUCCACAAGAAAUGUCAUGUAGUCAUUCAUAUACACUGACACUCAGAAGUAAAUUGAAUUCCAAGUGACUGGUUUUACACAGAACCGAAAGCUUCUAGUAUGUUGCCAAAUCAAGAUAGGAUAAUACAAAGUUUCCAGGGCAAAAAGAAACUAAAAGAAGAGAGGCAUGAUAAGAAAAUAACACUUUUUGUUGUUGUUUAUUCGUUCAGUCGCUUCCAACUCUUCGUGACCACAUGGACCAGUCCACGCCAGAGCUCCCUGUCGGCCAUGGCCACCCCCAGCUCCUUCAAGGUCAAGCCAGUCACUUCAAGGCUACCAUCCAUCCAUCUUGCCUUUGGUCAGUCCUUCUUCCUUUCUCUUUCCAUUCUCCCCAGCAUCAUUCUCUUCUCCAAGCUUUCCUAUCUUCUCAUGAUGUGGCCAAAGUACUUCAGCUUUGCCUCUAAUAUCCUUCCCUCCAGUGAGCAGUCGGACAUUAUUUCCUGGAGGAUGGACUGGUUGGAUCUUCUUGCGGUCCAAGGCACUCUCAGGAUUUUCCUCCAACACCACAGUUCAAAAGCGUCUAUCUUCUUUUGCUCAGCCUUCCUUAUGGUUCAGCUCUUGCAUCCAUAGGGUACUAUGGGGAAUACCAUUGCUUUAACUAUGGGGACCUUUGUUGCCAGUGUGAUGUCUCUACUCGUCACUAUUUUAUCGAGAUUGGUCAUUGCUUUUCUCCCAAGAAGUAAACAUCUUUUGAUUUCUUGUCUGCAGUAAUCUUCAUGCCUAGAAAUACAAAGUCUGUCACUGCCUCUACGUUUUCUCCCUCUAUUUGCCAGUUAUCAAUCAGUCUGGUGGCCACAAUCUUGGUUUUCUUAAUGUUUAACUACAACCCAGCUUUUGCACUUUCUUCUUUCACCUUGGUUAUAAGGCUUCUUUACACCAUUCCAAAAGCCAUUCAGAGAAAUCCCUGGCUAUUUCUUCAUCCAACGCAAGAUGUCUCUCUUUCCUUUAAAAGACAUCUCCGCCUGUGUUCCAUGCAGCAAUAUUGAUAGGCACACACUCGAAGAAACACAAAAUGGAAAGCAGGGACCGAAUGAGCGCACACUGGUUCUCAAGGGUACAUGGUGUGCAUCCUUCAGUGAAUAGCACAGAACAUUAUUUAGAAAUCAGACUCAGACGUAAUUUUAAAGGUUUAAAAUGCUUCCACUUGACUGUCUCACUGUUGGCUACUGAUGUGAUGCCUUCCGUUUAAAAUGAAAAGAUAUCUAAGGGAUAGUGUGUAUUCAUCCAUCUAUCCAGCCUUCCAUCCACCCAUCCUCCUAACCCACAGAGAUUCAUCAUAAAUAUAGUGCUCCUUUUGUGAAUGCUCUUCCUCUCUUACAUCAUUGGCCUCACAUUUAAUCAAGGUCACUGGUGGCUAGAUUUGGAGCAUUAGCAUGCUAGUACACUGUCCACCCCAAGCCCUGAAGCUCUAGUGUUAUAAUACUUCACAUAGUGGUGGAAGAGACCUGGUUUAAGUGUGAUGCUGGCCCACAUGAAAACUGGGCCCGGGCUGUGGCGCAGGCGGGAGGCGCAAGCCAGCUGCAAUUAACUGCAAUGAAUCACUCUGACCAGGAGGUCAUGAGUUUGAGCCCCGCUCGGAGCCUAUGUUUGUUUGUCUUUGUUCUAUGUUAAAAAAGCAUUGAAUGUUUGCCUAUAUGUGUAAUGUGAUCCGCCCUGAGUCCCCUUCGGGGUGAGAAGGGUGGAAUAUAAAUGCUGUAAGUAAGUAAGUAAGUAAGUAAGUAAAUAAAUAAAAUAAAGGCCAAAACACAGAGGAUGAAGUAAGCAAUCCUUAUCUCAGAUUAUAUAUUGUGUGGUCAGGAUUAUGUAUAUGCCCGUCCAGUUAUCUCACUUAUUAGUUAACUGUAAUGUGGCCAAUGUCAGCCUUUUUCAAACUGCCCCCUCCAGAUGUUUUCAUUAUUUGCAACAGGAUAGUCUAUGUACUUAGCUAAUUAUUAUUGCUAUUCCUCCUCCCUCCCUCUC